Selaginella moellendorffii is the source of this 1770-nucleotide messenger RNA. Its product is annotated as pentatricopeptide repeat-containing protein At2g45350, chloroplastic-like. NCBI's taxonomy places the organism in Eukaryota, Viridiplantae, Streptophyta, Lycopodiopsida, Selaginellales, Selaginellaceae. The record is from RefSeq and is a predicted model, not a curated record. Gene Ontology annotation, molecular function: protein binding. Bases 622 to 1590 code for a protein of 322 amino acids. The transcript has 5 exons.
UAUCAUUGAGGAAUGGCGAGGUUGAAAAGAGCAGAUUUGCGUGAGGCCGUGAUGCAAAUCGAGCAGCAGCGAUGCGAUCCGGAUGGAGAUCUCUGCGCGUUUCUCUUGCGGCAGUGCGGAUCCAAGGCGCUGCUCGAGGGGCGGCGAAUCCAUUCCGUGCUCGCCGAUCAUGGCAUGGAUUCACAGGCCCUGUUGGGCAAUCUCCUCGUUCACAUGUACACCAAAUGCGAGAGGUUUCAGGAAGCUGGAGCGAUGCAAUGUCUUCUCGUGGAAUAACAUGAUCGUCGCCCGCCGGCAUGGUGGAUUCGGCGAGAGAUCGAGAGCACGCCACAGAGAUCUGCGGUCAACGAUGAUCCAAGCGUAUACUUGAAACGGGCAUAUGGAUUGCUGCCUCUGGCUUUUAGACAGGAUUGCCACGCGAUCUCGACCACGCCAUCGAUUUCUUCCUCACAGGGAUCACAUGAACGUCCUGAUAAACGCUUUUGUGCGGAGCGGGCAAGAGGAUCGCGCGGGACUUGUGUUUGAGAGGAUGGCACAGCAAAGCGUUCUCUCCUGGAACAUUGCUAUCCAAGGCUAUGCUCUAAAGGGCAUCUGGAAGAGGUCAAAACGCUGUCCGAUCGAAUGCCCGAAGAAGACGUUGUGGCUGGAAACGGGAGGAUCGGCACAUAUGCCCAGCAUGGGCAUCUAGGUGAAGCGAUUGCGGUGUUUGAUCCCAUGGAGCAGUGCAAUGUUAUCACUUCCACUUCGAUGAUGGUGGCGUUAAUUCACGGUGGCGAGCACGAUCGAGCUCGGUGGUUCUUCGAUUCCCUGGCAGAGAAGAGCGUCGUGACUUGGAACUCUAUGAUCCACGCUGAUGUCCAAGCCGGGCAUAUGGACCACGCGAGCAAACUCUUUCACGAGAUACCCGUGCUCUCUUGCAACGCCGGCUAUGACCUUUCGUGCGACGCCAAGAGCGCCCUCCAGAUCUUCGAGAGAAUGCCGCAGCGAGGAACUUCGUCUGGCAACGCAAUGUUUCGAGCAUUCGCCCAGAACGGUGCUCGAGAGAUCUUCCACUCGUUCAUGCGACACCGCGACGUCGUCUCCUGGAACAUCGCGAUUGCGUCUUAUGCCCAGAGCAGCGACAAUCGCCCUUUUCGGCAAGAUCCUGUCCAGGAGCGUUGUCACCUGGAAAGGCUGGCGAAAUGCACAGAUUGGAGACGAGACUUUCAUCAUCGCAGCUCUAAUGGCGAUGAGGCAUCCGCGAGCCAUAGUUCUUUCUGGAGCUCUCACCGUGCUUGCUCUCAUGACUGUUUUCUGCACCGUUCUUGGAAGAAUCUUAUCUCACGAAGGCACAUCAAUAGUUUUGCCACUGUGUUGUAUACUUUCUUUGGAUUGCGGCUAUUGUAUAUAGCGUGGAAGUCGGGCUAUAUACAAGCUUUCCUUUUUCGUUCCCGCAGGUCGAGGAGAAACUGGAAGGCAGCACGCAUGGAAAGUCAAGAAUCCGAAAAUUUUUCUGCGCUCCAAUCUUUUUGGAGGUAUACUCAUUUCCAAGGUUUCAUUUUCUGGCUGAUCAAAAUCAAGCCUUCACCUUUUUGGCGGAAUGGGAGAUAGAAGCCGGAUCGCAACGAUUGCCAAUUUCUAGCUUGCUGCUCACAAAAACGCUGUGGGAUUUACGCUGGGAGCAAUCGUUGGACACACCUUGUGUAAUUCUGGCCAUGAGAAUAUCACAGAGAACCGAUUGUUUCUACCGUUAAUUGACCAACGCACACUUUGACGGCCACGAUUCUUUUA